Molecule: messenger RNA, 2088 nt
Organism: Naegleria gruberi
Lineage: Eukaryota; Heterolobosea; Eutetramitea; Acrasida; Naegleriidae
Exons: 2
Coding region: 1-2088 (695 amino acids)
Biological process (GO): synaptonemal complex assembly; replication-born double-strand break repair via sister chromatid exchange; mitotic sister chromatid cohesion
Cellular component (GO): cohesin complex; synaptonemal complex
Molecular function (GO): chromatin binding; protein binding
Source: RefSeq, a predicted model, not a curated record
AUGACUGAACAAACUCACGAAGAAUUAUUCAACCAAAACGUAUGUGGAAGUGGUUUGGCAUUCAAGAAGGUAGUUCGUGAAUUAUUCAACAAUCGUAUUGUUCCUGCAACCAAGAAUCUUCAACAAGUCAAUCCAAAGAUGCUCAUCUUGUUGGAUUGGGCUUCUCUUGCUGCAUUGCCAACUGAAACCAAGUACAAGUAUGGUGAUAGAUUUGCUGAAGAUACCUUGUUGAAUAAUUGCAUCAAAUUCUUAACCGAAUGUCCAAGAUUGAGUAAUAUGAGUGAAAUUGCCAAGGUUUUCAUCAAGGAUCCUGAUUGUAAGGAUGCUUUCAUGGGAUUGGAAAAAUUGAUUUUCAGAGUUGUUCACAAUGCUGAUAAACCUAUCCGAGUAUUGUGGUUGGCAGCAACACUUGGAAAGAGAAGUAAAAAGCUGAGUAAGAAGAAGAUACUCGAGGCUAAUAUUCCAUCGUUGACAAGUGAAAUUAUUGAGAAGGGUAGUAAAAUGAUCAUCUCUUCAUCUAUUAAUGGUCAAUCAUCAGGUAACAUGGAUGGAUAUGUUGAUUAUUCUAGUUAUUCACUCCGUCUAUCAAGUACUCUUCUAUUGGGAGUUGUUGUCAUCUUUAAUAAGAAGGCUCAAUAUUUACUAUCGGAAGGAAAUCAAAUGGUUCGUAAGGCUAGACAAAUUUCUGUUCGUUUAGAUCAAACAACUGACUCGACAUUAUUGGACAAGAAAGAGGCUAGAUUUGAAGCAAUUACUUUAAAGCCUUUCAAAGAUUUCGAAUUGAUUGCUGACACUUCAGUUUUAACUAUGGAUGAGGAAUUGAUGGCAAGAUGGUAUAGAUUAGUAGGAGCAAAUAGUAACGGAGAGUGUAAUAAUGAGGAGUUGAGUAACUUGCAAUCAUCAUCAGCAAUAAUAGAAGCUGAAUUGAAUGGAUCCAAGACUUUGGAAAAUGAACAACAGGGUGCUGACAUUAGUAUGAUUAAACCAGUACGUGAGUCUGACAUUUUCAUGGCUGGAUUAGAUAUCUUCGAAGCUGGUAUUGAUCCUAUGCAUGAGCAACAUGAGGAAGACUUGAACAACAAUGGUGGCGAUCAUGAGUUGGGUGGAUUGGAAACCUCAAUAAUUGAGCAAGCUCCUAUGAUGAUAGGGAAUGAUAAUGAGCUCGAUACUGCAUUCACCAAUCCAAAGAAGAGAAAGAGAACCUCUGUUGGUAAAUUAAUUAUUGAUGACCAAACUCAGAUAUCAAGCGAUACUAUGCGUUCCAUGAUACAGGACUGCUCCUCUCUACUAACUACAAGAGGUUCCGUAAAGAACAAUCCAUUCUCAAAGACUGAUGACUGGUUCAGUACAAACAUCUUUUCCAGAGACAAGCUUGAUAAGAUAACAAUGGAUAGAUUAUUCUAUACAAUUCCAUGUGGUUAUGACUCAACCAACCGACAGUUCAAUAACGACUUUUCUAAUAUUUGCACAAAGAGUUUAAAGAGACGAAAAUCCAACGAACCAUCUAAUGAUAACAAUAAUGCAGCAGUAGAAACAUCCAAACAGCUACCUGAUGAAGAUAUUCAACAUCUUAACAAUUUCCUUGAUGGAGAGCUUGGAGGUAUUGAUGUAGACAUUGAACAACCUAGAGAGGAGCAUUUCGAUAUUCCAGAAAGACAACUAGAUGAAGAUGAGUUGACUUCAAUAUUGCUUAAUCCUGGAGACCUUUCUGUAUUACUAUCACCAAACGGGCCAACAUUCCAAAAACAAACCUCACCUCAAAAGAGACCAUCUCUAAUUGCUGACGAAACUGACGAAUUGUUAAAGGUAUUUGAAGAUAACUCUGCAAUUCCUGCAUAUUCUGGAUCAACAAUGGUACCUAAGAGUUGGGGAAUGUUGGAAUACAUGAAAAAGAAGGUUGAAGAGGAAUCAUUGAACGUGAAUAAUGGUGGAAAGGUUUAUCUGUCAUUUGACAAGCUUAUUAGGGAAGGUAACAACACCAAACGGUUGAGGGAAAAAGCAAGCCAAGGUUUUUAUCAGUUAUUGGUAUUGGCCUCAAAUAAUCAUAUUGAGAUUAAGAGUUUGGACAAAAUUUAUGUAAAGCAAUAG